Molecule: messenger RNA, 1416 nt
Organism: Baudoinia panamericana UAMH 10762
Lineage: Eukaryota; Fungi; Ascomycota; Dothideomycetes; Mycosphaerellales; Teratosphaeriaceae
Exons: 1
Biological process (GO): regulation of fungal-type cell wall biogenesis
Cellular component (GO): mating projection tip
Source: RefSeq, a predicted model, not a curated record
UUCUGGCACACCGUCACCUCCAACGACCGCCAUGCCUCCUACGACUCCCCGUACCGCACCGGCAACCACGUGCCCCUCUCCCAGAACCGGCAAUCCACCUUUGGCUCCAGCGCCCCGAGCGCAUACGAGUCACGAACAGACCUUCACGACAUCGAGGCCGGCCAUGGCUUCGUCGCGAGCACUGCUGCCCCCACACCUUACCCCAAGCCACUGCAGAGAGCGGACACGGGGGGGAUUAUGGAGGCCAAGAUGGACGGCGUGGGAGUGGGCGAGAUCCAAAUGCAGAGUUUCAACGACGGCCUCCCACCCCCACCGCCCGUCAGCCACUCCUGGCGGCGCAUUGACCGCUGGCUGGAAGACAACUACGAAGAGCUGUUCGAGAACAUCGGCGAGCCGGCCACCAUCAACGACGUCAACGAGCUGGAGCACGAAUUAGACUGCACCCUCCCGCAAGAAGUCCGCGAAUCGCUCCAGAUCCACGACGGGCAGGAGCGCGGCGGCAUGCCCACCGGCAUCAUCUUCGGCUGCAUGCUGCUCGACUGCGAAGAGAUCAUCCAAGAGUGGCAGAACUGGCGGACGGUCAACGAAGCCUACUUCAGCAACGAGCGCAGCUACGAGAUCCCGCAAGCGCCCAUCAAGGCCUUCGCCGGCUCCUCUUCCUCCGCCAUCCCCAUCGCGCAGGCCCAACAGACCACGAGCACGCUGUGGCGGCAAGAGCUGCUCGAGAAGCAGGACUCGCAGCCGUCGAAUGCCAUCCAGAAAGCCUACGCGCAUCCCGCUUGGAUCCCGCUGGCGCGAGAUUGGGGCGGGAACAACAUCGCGGUAGACCUCGCGCCAGGCCCGACCGGCAAGUGGGGCCAGAUCAUACUCAUGGGCCGCGACUUCGACUGCAAAUACGUCGUGGCGCGGUCGUGGUCCGCCUUCCUCGCCACGAUGGCCGACGACAUGGCGUCGAACCGCACGUGGAUCGACGAGGACAGCCGAGAACUCAAACUCCGCGAAUUCAAGCAGUCGGGCGUCGAGCCGGCAUACAUCGACAUCUUACGGUGGAGGGCGGAUCAAAAGUACGGCCGGAAACGAGCCGCGAAGAAACCGCUGAAGAUCAACAGUAACAUGCCGGGCGGUGGGGCAAUGAACGGGCUGAGUCCCUACGCCAGCCCGACCAGCUCGGUAGACGGAGACCGCGGGCGCAGUCCCAACCGCUACACCAACGGCAAAGCCCCCGCCGUCUCCACCUCCAGCCCCCGCGCACACGUCGGCAGCCCUCUCGCCCGCGUGACGGAGGAGGCGCCCCCGCCACCGCCGCCACUCACCGUCAACACGAACGUGCCUGACUCGGCCACGCUGAGAGGGGAGAAGUUAAUCUCCGUCGACACACCCCGCGCCUCCCAGUCCUUCGCGCCACCACAACCGAGU